GGCAUCUUGUACGAUAACUAACAGCUCGCUGUCUUGGGCCACGGCUGCCUCCGCCUCCGCCUCCCUGACUCGCCUCGUUGCAACUCGCCCACAAACAUCACUCGGACGCUUCCCUCCAGGCGAUUUCUCCCCCGAAAUCGCGCAGUGUCGGCGGUGCCAUGUCUCUCAAGGCCCGCCACGUCGUGGCCAAGGCGCUGGGCAUCAAACUACAGGAGCAAGACCCCUACAAAGAGCUCGAUACGCCAGGAGCCUCGGUGCUCUCUGGCCGGACAGAACACAGCUUUGUCGAAGAGCCCCCUCUGGUCCUCGACUACCUCAACAGCCUGAUUCCCUCGGGAAAGGACCUCUACCGCUAUCUCCUCUCUCUCUUCCCGUUCCUCUCCUGGAUCGGCCGUUAUAACCUGCAAUGGUUCAUCGGCGAUCUCGUUGCCGGUAUCACCAUCGGCGCUGUCGUCGUGCCCCAGGGCAUGGCUUAUGCCAAGCUGGCUAACUUGGACGUCCAAUUCGGCCUGUAUUCGUCGUUCAUGGGCGUCUUGAUAUACUGGUUCUUUGCGACUUCGAAGGACAUCACCAUCGGCCCCGUUGCCGUAAUGUCGCAACUGACAGGCGGCAUUGUCGCCGACUUGGCCACUACGUUGCCCGAUGUCCCGGGACAUGUCAUUGCCUCGGCUCUUGCCAUCCUCGCCGGCUCCAUAGUCCUCUUCAUCGGCCUUAUCCGCUGUGGCUGGAUCGUCGACCUCAUCUCGCUCACCGCGCUCUCCGCCUUCAUGACCGGCUCGGCCCUCAAUAUCAUUUCCGGCCAGAUCCCCACCAUGAUGGGCAUCUCCGGAUUUUCGACCCGCGACGCGCCUUAUCUCGUCUUCAUCCACACCCUCCAGGGUCUGCCCCGCACGACAUUGGACGCGGCAAUGGGUCUGACCGCUCUGACGUUGCUCUAUCUCCUUCGGGCGGCCUGCUCGUAUUCCGCGAAGCGGUGGCCAAAGCACCAGCGCCUCUUCUUCUUCCUCUCGACCCUCAGGACCGUCUUCGUCAUCUUGUUGUACACCAUGAUCAGCUGGCUGGUCAACAGGGGCCUCCCGGAGAAAAAGGUCAAGUUCAAGAUCCUGCUGGAUGUCCCGAGAGGCUUCCAAAAUGCAGCUGUCCCGGUGCUCAACCAGCGGAUCGCCAGCAAUCUUGUCGGUUACCUGCCUGCCACCGUCAUCGUCUUGUUGAUCGAACACAUUGCGAUUUCCAAGUCGUUCGGCCGAGUGAACAACUACACCAUCAACCCGUCCCAGGAGAUGGUGGCCAUCGGCGUUACCAACAUGCUGGGUCCGUUCCUCGGCGGAUACGCUGCUACCGGCUCCUUCAGCCGCACCGCCAUCAAGUCGAAGGCCGGCGUCCGGACUCCGUUUGCCGGUGUCAUCACUGCCGUCGUGGUCCUCCUCGCCAUCUACGCCCUGCCUGCCGUCUUCUACUACAUUCCAAAUGCGUCGCUGGCUGCCGUCAUCAUCCACGCUGUCGGGGAUCUGAUCACCCCGCCCAACACCGUCUACCAUUUCUGGCUAGUUUCCCCCCUGGAAGUCGUCAUUUUCUUCGUUGGCGUCAUCGUUACCGUGUUCUCGACCAUUGAGAACGGCAUCUACUGCACCAUCUGCCUCUCGGCCGCCAUGCUCCUGUUCCGCAUCUUGAGGGCCAGGGGCAGGUUCCUCGGCCGCGUCAGGGUCGCAUCCAUGCUCGACGACCACGUCAUUGGCGAUGAAUUCCGGCAGGUUGCCUAUGGCACCUUUACCCGCUCUCCGGACGCACCCUUCCGGAACGUCUUCCUCCCCAUCACGCACGCGGACGGCUCCAACCCGGAAGUGGAACUCGGCAACCCGUAUCCCGGCAUCUUCAUCUACCGCUUCACCGAAGGCUUCAACUACACCAACGCCAGUCACAGCUUGGACUUCAUGACGCGGUACAUCUUUGCCCACACCCGCCGUACCAACCCUGCGCACUUUGAGCGACCCGGCGACCGCCCGUGGAACGACCCGGGCCCCUCGCGUCGCAAACUCAAAGCCGCCGUCGCGGCCGGAUCCGAUGGCGCGGCCGCCGAGGGAGACAGCAGUCUCCCGACGCUAAAAGCCGUCAUCCUCGACUUCAGCUCGGUCAACCACGUGGAUAUCACGUCCGUCCAGCACCUGAUCGACGUGCGCAACCAGCUCGACCGCUACGCGUCGCCCGACACGGUCGACUGGCACAUCGCCUGCAUCAGCAACCGGUGGACCAAGCGCGCGCUCGCGGCGGCCGGGUUCGGGUACCCGACGAUGCGGCCGGACGUGCCGCACCUCCGGUGGAAGAGCAUCUUCAGCGUGGCCGAGAUCGGCGGGUCGCAGAGCGCCGCGGCGGCGGCCGAGUUCGAGGACAACGAGAAGGAGCUCGAGUCCAUCCACCGGCGGCAGUCGCUGCACCACACGACGCCGGACCUCGAGGCGGGCAUUUCACCACAUACUAAGGGCGGCGCCGCCAACGACCGCGGCAGCAGCCACAGCUCGGAGCCGGCCGCCGGGGGGGACGCCAAGGCCGGCGCCGCCAAGCUCAGCGGCGGUCGCACCGUGGCCGUGCACGGCAUCAACCGGCCGCUGUUCCAUGUCGACCUGACGAGCGCUCUGCAGAGCGCCAUCGCGAACGUGGAGGCCCGCGGCGAGUUCCGGGGUGGCGUGAGUGAGCAGGCCAAAUAGCGCGCGUGGCCGAAGGCGAGGGAAG
Molecule: messenger RNA, 2727 nt
Organism: Thermothielavioides terrestris NRRL 8126
Lineage: Eukaryota; Fungi; Ascomycota; Sordariomycetes; Sordariales; Chaetomiaceae
Exons: 4
Coding region: 159-2702 (847 amino acids)
Biological process (GO): transmembrane transport
Cellular component (GO): membrane
Molecular function (GO): secondary active sulfate transmembrane transporter activity
Source: RefSeq, a predicted model, not a curated record